Esox lucius (northern pike) is the source of this 1265-nucleotide messenger RNA. RefSeq names its product fibroblast growth factor 2 (gene fgf2). Gene Ontology annotation, molecular function: growth factor activity; fibroblast growth factor receptor binding. Gene Ontology annotation, biological process: positive regulation of protein phosphorylation; positive regulation of cell population proliferation; positive regulation of gene expression. The record is from RefSeq and is a predicted model, not a curated record. The transcript has 3 exons. Lineage: Eukaryota; Metazoa; Chordata; Actinopteri; Esociformes; Esocidae. The coding region runs from base 778 to 1245 and encodes 155 amino acids. Gene Ontology annotation, cellular component: cytoplasm.
GUUGUUGCUGUAAAUCAACUAACGUCCACUAGGUGGGAGCAAAUUAGGGAUUCCUUUAACUUUUACCCACUUAAACUGUAUUGUACACUCCCCUGCAUUCUGAUGUUGUUCUUCAAUCCCGUAGCAGAGAACCACUGGUUCUACCUACAGGUUAGACCAAGCCACACGGAAACAUCCACUGGUUUCAGGUUGCAGAGGGGGGGGCCGAGGGUCUUUCAUGACGCACUUCAGUCAACCCCCCCCUUUUUACGCUCUCAUUUCGGGUUCGUGCUGGUCCUGUCGGAACGUCAGUGUGGGCUUGUGCAUGGGUUGCGUGUGCUCACGUCUUAGGGCGCAUGCGAACUGAGGCCCAGAGGGGAAGCCUCCCCAGAUUUUAGCCAGCUGCCCUGCUGUAAACACAUCAGCGCUCAGGAGCGGAGGAAGAUGAUGGAGGGGGGAACACACAAAUCCCAAUCCAAGCUACACUUGAAUAUCAACUCAGCACUUUCUUAAAGGAAGGAGAAUAGUCCAGAGAGGGGUGGACCCUGCAACUGAGGCUAACAAGCACCUUUCUGGGGGCUGCUUGCGCUUCGUUUCCUCUCGACUGGUGAGUAGUGGGCAUACUGCAACCCGAGGGGGGGUUCGCAAACAAACUAUCUGACCCUUGGGGUUAACUAGAAUCAGGCUCUGAAAGGCUCUCUAAAGGAGGACAGGAACAGUUAGCGUGAGGCCACGGCAGGGCUCGUGCACCGCUAACUCUCACAGCAGCAGUAGCGACAGGGACUAGUCGAAGAGGAGAUGGCCACAGGAGAUAUCACUACUCUACCCGCCACACCUGAAGAUGGAGGCAGUGGUGGCUUCCCUCCAGGAAACUUCAAGGAGCCAAAGAGGCUGUACUGUAAAAACGGUGGCUUUUUCUUGAGGAUAAACUCCAAUGGAAGUGUGGAUGGGAUCCGAGAGAAGAACGACCCCCAUGUCAAGCUCCAGCUCCAGGCAACCUCCGUGGGGGAGGUAGUGAUCAAAGGGGUGUCAGCCAACCGCUAUCUGGCCAUGAAUGGAGAUGGAAGACUGUUUGGAGCCAGACGGACCACAGAUGAAUGCUACUUCAUGGAGAGGCUGGAAAGCAACAACUACAACACCUACCGCUCUCGGAAGUAUCCUGACAUGUAUGUGGCACUGAAAAGGACUGGCCAGUACAAGUCAGGGUCCAAAACUGGACCGGGCCAAAAAGCCAUUCUCUUUCUCCCAAUGUCGGCCAGACGCUGAGCUGCCCUUGUUUUAUUAUC